AUGAGCGCCGACGUGAGAGUCAACACGGGCGCGGGCGGGUGGGCGGCGGACCCCGCCCUGGAUGCGUCCGCCCUCUCCACGGCACGCGCCGGCGACGACGCCACGACCGCCAUCGCCGCAGAUGAAGCACGGAAGAAGGUGGCCGACGCCGACGAGCCGGAGUCACUCCUGCUUAAGCUAAUCGGGGGCCCAGUCCGCCCCUUUAGCGAGUGGCAUUGGCGUGAGGCGAAGUAUUUUAAGGAGCUGCGAGAGGCAAAGGAGGCAAAGGAGUCCCCGACGACGCCCGGCCCGGCAACAGACGGCGCGCCGCAGCUUCAGCCGCCUUCCACGUGCACAUCCGAUUGCAAGGCCUCGUCGGUAUGCUGCGAAGACCUUCAUCGUGCCUUUUCGCAGACUGACCCGUUGUCUCCCGCGAGCGCGGCUCUGCAGGUGCUGACCCCCCUGCUCGACAACUACACCACCCCCAUCACGCAUCAGGGGCCCGAGUACUUUAACAGUGCCUCCCAAGCAAGUGAGGCGUCGCUCUGCAUCAUCAUGGUGGGGCUCCCUGCGCGGGGGAAAACAUUUUUGGCGCAGAAAAUCUGUAGACUUCUGGGGUGGCACGGCUGCCGAGCAAAAGUGUUGAAUAUUCAGGUGGCAUGGCGACGUCUGCUAAUGGAGUACAACAAGUGCCGUCAGUAUUUAGACGCCUCCACCGGGGUGUCGUCUGAUUGCCCCGCGUCUCCCUUCAGAAGUGCCCUGUCUAAUCCAGGGUGCCCUCUGGAACAAUUGCAGAGCUCAGAAACUUGCGACAUGGCAAAAGACACAGCAAUAAACGCGGAGCAAAUAAAAACGGCCGACACCGCGGCCUCGGUAUCGCCUGGGCUUCCCUUACCGUCAGCUGAGGCGUCACAGCCGACGGGGUACGUCUGCGCGGAGCACUUUCGGGCACUCAUUUCUGACCCGGAUAGCGUCGAACGUCGCCUCUAUCGCUGCGUGCUUGAGCGGUACGCCGUCGAUGCGAAGGCGUUUUACGCGCAUGGCGGGGAGGUGCUUGUCGUGAACGAUGACUUCCCCACGGAGGAGCUGCGAGAUGAGGCGGAGGCGCUUUUCUCGCCAUUGGCUUCGCAGACUUUCUUCAUGGAGGUCGUCCGGAGCCAUCAGCUGAACCACAAGUUCAAUGAGCUGAAGGUGAAGGACAGCUCCGAGUACCCACGUGAGGUGGCUGCGACGGAGGCGCAGCAGGACUUUGCGCGCCGUGUGGAGUACAUCAACGAGGUCUACACGACGCUCACCUCGACGUGUGGUGGUCACUGGGAGUCCUCUGAGGAUUUGGCGUCGUUGCCCGAGGGGUCGCACGACGAUCCCGCGGGGCCGGAGAAGUGCAAACUGCGAAAGCAACGCGAGAGGGGGUACUUGAAGCUACGAAAUUUGAUGGAUAUUGAGGUCCACGGCCUGACGGGUUACACGGCGAGUCGCAUCGUGUCGUAUGUCAUGAGCCUGACCCAGCACAAGGUGCAGCAUCCCAUUUUUUUUAUCCGACACGGGGAGUCGCUAUAUAACCUUGAGGACCGCAUCGGUGGGGACUCCGCGUUGAGCGCUAAUGGAGAAAAGGGGGCCAAUGAAAUUCUGGGCUUUCUAGCCUCCCUGAAGGACUACUGCUCCGCGGAGGCCAGCAAGAAGACAGACAGGGAGCGCUGCCGCGACGCCACGGAUGGGAAAAGGCGUGCUGCUAGCAAUAGUGAAAGCAAGGACGGAAGUGAAGGGGGCCGGGAUUACGUGGAGCUUUGGACGAGUCAGCUGCGCCGUGCGAUUCAGACCGUAGAGAGCAGUGAACGGUUGCUGGGGAUAAAAACAGUGCGCUGGAGUAGCCUCAACGAGAUCCACGCCGGUAUUUGCGAAGAACUCACUUAUGCGGAGGUGCGAGAGCGGCACCCGCUGAUUGAUCACUUCCGCAAAGUCAACAAGUACACCUUUCGCUACCCAGGGGGGGAGAGCUAUCAGGACUUAGUCUUGCGGCUGGAGCCGGUGAUUAUGCAGCUUGAAAAUGCCGACCGCAUCGUCGUCGUCGUCGCGCAUCAGGCUGUUCUGCGGGCGCUGCUCUCGUACUUUGGCAGCACCUCCGCGGAAAGCUGCGUGCGGCUGGAGGUGCCGCACCGCACCGUCUGGCGCUGCACAUACGACAGCAAAGGUAUCGCCUCACUGGAUGAGCUGAAGUUUGCUCUGCAGUGGGGCGAAGAAGGGAGUGAACCACAUACACAAAAGGAAAAGUGUAAGUAG
This is a messenger RNA of Trypanosoma conorhini, 2259 nucleotides long. Its product is annotated as putative 6-phosphofructo-2-kinase/fructose-2,6-biphosphatase. The coding region runs from base 1 to 2259 and encodes 752 amino acids. Gene Ontology annotation, biological process: fructose metabolic process; fructose 2,6-bisphosphate metabolic process. The transcript has a single exon. Gene Ontology annotation, cellular component: cytosol. Lineage: Eukaryota; Euglenozoa; Kinetoplastea; Trypanosomatida; Trypanosomatidae. The record is from RefSeq and is a predicted model, not a curated record. Gene Ontology annotation, molecular function: 6-phosphofructo-2-kinase activity; fructose-2,6-bisphosphate 2-phosphatase activity; ATP binding.